UGCACUACUUUACUGAGCUCGUGGAGUGUCUUAUUCAACAACGGCUGCGUUUGAAUAAGAUACUAAAUUUAGCUUAAUGUUCGGGGUUUUGUCAUAGUAAAUUAGAAAUUUUAACCUGACACAGAAACGUGGCGGUGUUUUCAUCACUUUUGUAGUCGGCGUAAAGAAGAAACUUCCAGGUUAAAUCUGGGAGGAUGCGAGCAGCCGAUGGAGCGCUGACUGUAUGGACGUAGCUGGGGCACGAUGCUAGCAAGCUAACUGACCGCAGAGGGCAUGGUGUGGCUCUUAUCGUUUGCUUCAAUCGAAAACCAGUAACAAGUAGUCGAUCAGCUGACAUGGAAGUCACUGGAGAAAUCAGCGACACGGACAGCGGCAUUAUUCUUCAUUCAGGCUCCGACAGUCCGACUACGCAUGCAAAAGAUGUGACCACACACACGCGGGCCAUGAAGCUGAAACACCAGGCGCUCCAAGACCGGCUGGAGAUUUGCAUACUGGAGCUGAAGAAGCUCUGCAUCCGAGAGGCUGAGCUGACAGGUCAGCUGCCAAAGGAUUACCCUCUGCUACCAGGAGAGAAGCCUCCACAGAUUCGCAGACGCAUCGGCGCUGCGUUUAAACUGGAUGAGCAAAACAUUCCUCAGGGAUCAGAGAGUUCAGAACUGAGUCUGGUGGAUGCCGAUUUGGCUCUUCAGACGAAGAUAUACGAAGCUGCCCGCAAGCUCUGUGAGGAAGAUCACCUGAGCAAGUCUGUCAGGAAGAGUCGGAUACUGCACAGCAAAACUGAAGAAAAGAAACUUAAGAAGCUUCAAGAAAAAGCCUUUCAGCUGCGGCUGGAGCGUGGCCGAUCAUCGCCACUCCCUGGUCUUAAUGUUACACAACAAGAUCUGGGCACAUCUGAUGACAGCUCUUUAUCUGAUUCUGCGGUGCAAGAUGAAGAAGUUACAAGCCAGACCUCGCAGCCAUCCUCUGGUCUUCGUUAUCCAGUGGAAACGGAUUCGCCCCGGCCGCUCACCAUGUCCUCACAUUCCUGCGUCAACAGCUCCUACAUGUCUUCAUCAGCGGCUCCUCGGUCGCCGCUGUCUAACCCCCGUCAGUCUCCCUGCCCCAGCAUCGACUCCAAGUUGAGUUUUAGCUCCAGCCCUGCGUACGACCCCCCUCCCAUCCAGCACUCCCCGUGGUCGGAGUCCAGUCUUGACCAGCCGUACCAGAAGAGCAAGAAGUCGCGUUCCUCCAGCACAAAGAGCAGUCCAGCCAAAUCUGAAUUGUUGCCACCGUUGGAGGCUUGCUUACCUCAACAACUGUCCCAUAUGAGACUGGGCCGCACCCAGUCCAGCAGCACCCCCUCCACUCCAGAGAUGCGUGUGCACAGACAGCUCUCCCUCAGGGUGUCCAAUCCUGAAUCGUCAUUUUAUAAGGAGCGUGGCCGUACCAGAGGUCCCAGGCGACGUCUGACAGAAUACCAGAUAAUGUUACCAGAAGCUCAUUCUCCUACGAUGAGCUACAGCAGCUGUGCUAGCUCUGAAGACAGCAACUCUGAACGCUCCUUCUCUAUUCACAGCAACUCCCCAUGUCAGGAGUUCCCCUCUCAUCCACGCAGACAGUAUCAGGCUACACCCCCUCUCUGCAGCCCAGAAGGCAGCUAUGGUCCUCAAGGUCUCGCUCCCACCGCCUUUCAUCGCAACCCCAGGUCUCUAAUGAGUCCUGUGGUUCAGAGACCGUAUUACGAUGAAGAAAUGGUCUACCCCGCUGACAUGGACCUGACUCGGCUCCGUAUCCCGCAACAAAUGGCUUGCUCCCCCAACACAUAUGAAUAUUAUUACAGAAAAGCUGCUAUUCCGCACCAGAGAGUACAGAGGCCUGUGCCUCCUGAUAUCAGACUCACCCCCCCAGCACAGAUGGACAACAUGCACUACAGCUUCCACGGUCUCCCACGUCAGGUGGUGAAUGAGCAGCUGAAGUCCUGGCACCGCCGCAGUCAGUUCAAACCGCCACGGUCUCGCUCUCUGGACAGACAGGGAGCAGUCAGGCUGAAAAACAUGUCAACUCGAGAAUCAACCAGCUUCCAGAAUCAGAAACACCACGACCAAGUUAUCCAAAGAGGAGCCAUGCAGAAAGCUGCAGAAGAAGCUCCAGACCACUGGAUGAUAGACAAUGGCUCUCACUACAUGAGUCAAGUGUGAAGAUCAGAGAUUAAUUCACCGA
This is a messenger RNA of Xiphophorus maculatus (southern platyfish), 2199 nucleotides long. It is a transcript of the gene inavab, whose product is annotated as innate immunity activator protein-like. The transcript has 10 exons. Lineage: Eukaryota; Metazoa; Chordata; Actinopteri; Cyprinodontiformes; Poeciliidae. Bases 336 to 2177 code for a protein of 613 amino acids. The record is from RefSeq and is a predicted model, not a curated record. Gene Ontology annotation, biological process: adherens junction maintenance; positive regulation of protein ubiquitination.